AUGUGUACAGUAGCGCUAAAGCCAGUUGCUUCAAGGGCUAAAUCUAUGUAUCUUGAAAGCAGCUUUGCUGAGAAGAUUGUUGGGGCCCUGGUGGACAGCAAGCUGACUGUGAGCCAGCAAUGCACCCUCAUGGCAAAAAUGGCCAAUAGUAUCGUUGUCAGCAGAUUGGAGGCUUCUCCUCUCUGCCCAGCAGCACUGAGUGAUACAAAUGAAUAUGAGCUGCUCUUUCUGUGCCUUCAGCUGGUCAAGGUAGCCAAGAAGGUCGAUGACAUCCUGGUCUGUAUCAACAAUGGUGGCCAGCAGGACCAGGGCAGCGAUUGUCCUCCUAGACUCUGCAUUGCUACCCGGGUUCACACAGGACGUCAGCACAAGAACAGGCAAUGGAGCUCUAUUCUCCUGAGCCGUGGCGUUGGCACUCUGACAACUGAACCCAACUUCCUUCUCUUGGAGCCUGGACAGGACACAGAAACAUAUUCAUUUGGCAAAGGGGGAGGGGAACCCCUGUAUCCCUUCCUUAUUUUGUUUUUAUUUUGGAAGGGACAGUUGCAGUUCUCAUGCAGGGCAAGGUUAUAUAAACUUGACGGUCAUGCAGCUCACGAUCCCACCAGGGACAGAGCCCCUGCGUACUCAUUUCGAGGGACCAAAUGUCCCAUCGAAUACAGCUGCUCACCAGGUCCUCGGUACUACAUCCAUCCGUCCAUCAGCAAGACUGGGAAGUAUGUGGGUCCAUCUGCACAUAUGAUGGGACGUCCCAAGACCAAGACUGAGGUCACCCCUGGACCCAGUGACUACACCACGGAUCCUGCCAAUAAACACAUCUACCAUACUGCACCGGCGCAGACAAUGGUGUUCCGACCCAAGGACUUAAAAGCUUACCGAACACCAGGUCCUGCCACCUACACCCUGCCCAGGAUUCUGGGACCCCACACAGUGUACACCCGUGCUGAACCAUGCUACUCCAUGAAGGGGAAGAGUCAAUACCAGAGCGCUUUUCAAGAGGCGACAAAGUCACCAGGUCCUGCAGCAUUUAACAGGGUGGAACUGGACAUCUACAAAACCAGGGCUCCCAAGUAUACAAUGGGUCUAAAAACCAAACUUGCUGGCAAGGGUGUGUUUCCAGGUCCAGCUGACUACAGCCUGGGAAAGUUGUCAGUGAUCAAGGCCCGGGACCCUGCUUACACUUUUGGACUGCGACAUUCUCUCUACAAAGCUUCUUUAAUACCUGAAACACAUCUUGAUUAAAGACAGAUAUCUG
Poecile atricapillus (Black-capped chickadee) is the source of this 1255-nucleotide messenger RNA. RefSeq names its product outer dense fiber protein 3-like. The transcript is spliced from 10 exons. The record is from RefSeq and is a predicted model, not a curated record. Bases 1 to 1242 code for a protein of 413 amino acids. Gene Ontology annotation, cellular component: cytoskeleton. NCBI's taxonomy places the organism in Eukaryota, Metazoa, Chordata, Aves, Passeriformes, Paridae.